Recurvomyces mirabilis is the source of this 2160-nucleotide messenger RNA. RefSeq lists its product as uncharacterized. NCBI's taxonomy places the organism in Eukaryota, Fungi, Ascomycota, Dothideomycetes, Mycosphaerellales, Teratosphaeriaceae. Bases 1 to 2160 code for a protein of 719 amino acids. The record is from RefSeq and is a predicted model, not a curated record. The transcript has 5 exons.
AUGCCAAACAAGGCUAGGAAGGUCAAGGAGGCGGCUGCUGCCAAGAUCAAGAAGCAAGCCGAGGAUGAGUUAACUCCUCUAACACACGACAACAUCGAUGCUAUCAAGCUAAUGCCGUGGAAGACUGGUAGCAAGCUGACUACGAGUGGCAAGUUGGGAGACGUCCAUGCGCAGUGGAAUGUCUUAGCAAACACUUUCACUCAGACCAUCGAGGUGCAACACAAUGAACCCUUUGCAUUGAAGCCAUUCGUCGUGUCCGAGGGUAGAUACAAAGGUCAAAGGGUGCUUGUCUUGUCGCCCGUGCAGAACACAGAGUACUUUCCUUUCCUGGACUUACCACCAGAGCUACGUGCGAUGAUCUACGAUCUAUUGCUGGGAGGUGACAGUACAAUCUCGAUCGUGUCGCACAAACCACCUCACAAGCCGCGCCGCCCGGUCACCCAAGGCUUCACGAAUGCCAAGCAGCACCGCCGUGACAAGCUCAAGUGGGACGCCGCUGAAGGGAAAUGGAUUGGUCAAAAGCCAAGUGACCUCUCCAUCUUGCGCACCAACAAGCACAUACGCGAUGAAGCAGCAGCGGCAAUCUACGGACGUCACUUUGAUCUCAAUGACAGCACCGAUGCAGAUCUUUUUGUGGAGGCUAUAGGCAGAUUCAAGAACUACCUGAAGCACAUCUCGAUCAGCUCAGGCUGGAGGAUUUAUGGUACGAGGGUACGUGCAACGUUCAAGCACCUCAUCGAGUCGGACAACCUCAGGAGUAUUACGAUACCGCACGGCGUUAUCUGCGCGGAGCAUCAGGAGUUUCGGACAAAGGCGCACAAUCCAAGCCCAGAAUUCGCUCAAGCCUGCGCACCAUAUGUCAAGAAGAUGCACAAAGUACGCACAGCGUCCGGAGCUGCAGUGCAAGCUCUAGACCUCAUUCAGCUUACUUCUGUUCGCAAGUGCGCGGACUGUCAGCGCGACGAAGUUGACGGUUGCCAAGGGUUGUAUUGUACAAGGGACAACACGUGGAAGGUAACGAUGAAGUGCAACCAAAGCGAAGCGCACGACGAAGAUAUUAGAAUUAGGGCGACAGCCGCAGCCAAGAUACCGACGCGCCCACAAGACGAAGAAGCAACAGAGUGUGGGGGUCUCGCCGCACCCUCGGCGGACGUCGUCAAGUUCGAAGCAUGGCACACGAGCAGCAAGCUUCCUUCAGGGGGCACGUUGAGUGAAACAGAAUCCCAGUGGAACGUGUCAGCUCGUGGAUUCACGCAGACUCUGGAAGUCAACCACAGUGAGGCCUUCACUCUCAAGCCGCUCCUGAUCAGUGAGGGAAAACUCAAAGGCCAACAUGUCCUGUUGCUCGCCCCGGUCAAGGUCGCUCAACACUUUCCGUUUAUGGAGCUACCACCUGAGCUUCGUAAGAUGGUCUAUGACCUGCUUCUCGAUGGCUCGAGCACGAUACACAUCACCACGCACAAACCCGCACACGAGCGCAAACGUGCGGUGAUGGCAAGUUUUCGCGACAAAGCGAGGCACAAGGACAUGAAGUGGGACAGCACCAAUGGGAAGUGGGUCGGUCAAAUGCCAAGCGAGUUGUCGAUCAUGGGUGUGAACAAGCAGUUACACGGCGAGGUUGCAUCUGCUAUCUACGGCGACCGCACCUUCCGUCUCAAUUUUUAUGCUGACGCACACAUCUUCCUCGAGACCGUGAACCGUAUGCGGGCUUACCUUCAACGCAUCAUUCUCGCCACAUGCGGAUCUACGGCGAGGUGCAAAUUGCUUCCAGUACUCGAGCAUCUCCUUCACACAGCGUCGCUAAGAAGCUUGCGCAUAGACCACGAGGCCUUCUGCAGCUAUCUUUGGAAUUGGAACUCCAGGAAUGGCUCUUUCAGCAAUGUUCAAGGCAUGGUCGAAAGCUGUGCACCAGUUCUGAAACGUUUAGCAGAUCUUCGCAACAAUGACCGGCUGGCUAUGAAAGCGCACAAGCUCAUCCAAGUGGGUCCAACUGAAAUCUGCCGCUUUUGCCGAGAUGGAUCGGAGGAUUGCAGAGGCUUGAGUUGUCAUCCUGAUCACAGGGAGAACCGAAUCAAGUGCGCUCACAAGGAGAAGCACGAAGACGACGUCGAGGCAGCGUUUGGGAUGGCUUUGAGGGCUGCCCUGAACGUCGAAGAAUGA